AAUGUGUUGCUGCGUGUGGAAGGCGAGCAGAUGGAAGCUGUCGUGGCUGACUUUGGACUGGCAGCAAAGAUCCCAUGCGUCACGGGGGCUGUAUUAUCUGUUGUUGGCACACCGUAUUGGAUGGCACCGGAGGUAUUGAAUGGCGAACCGUACAACGAGAAGGCUGAUGUUUUCUCUUUUGGAAUUAUACUCUGUGAAAUCCUGACUCGUGUGGGAGCGGACCCGGAGAACUUACCGAGGACUAGAGACUUUGGUCUGAAUGUGGGUGAACUGAUGGAGAUGGUGGCUGGUGCACCGCCCAUCUUGGUCCGACUGGGUAUUCACUGUUGCCAACUUGCUCCAGAGCGACGCUUGACGUUUGCGCUGAUCGCAUCGCUGCUAAACCGUCACCGAGGCCAGAACAUGUUCAAUGAGAUAAACAGCAGAAUGCUGAUAGUGGAAGAGAGUGCGAUGGGUAGCGCUAGUGACUCACCGUUGACUGAGGGGGAGCACCCUUUCAGUCACCUUAGUCCAUGUUGCAGUCCAGUACCAAGUUCAACACUACUGUCGUCCAAUUCCAGCACAGAGAUCCUACAGUGCCUCUCACCACCGUUUCGCAGCACAAGCUCCACAUCGCAGCUCCCGUCGCCAUCUGCAUCGCUCGACGACAGCUGCAACUCCAUACUGCGUCACUUGACACUGGAGCAGCCUGAUGGUGGUACCCCGCAGGACCAGCACCUGCAUGCGGUGCCGGGCACUAUGUCGACGGCAGACCGUGACGUGCUUGACGAGUACGUCGCUGCAAAGUCAGAGUGCCUGGCAUCGCCGGAGUCACUGUCCUCGGCGUCCAUGGAGGACAACGCCUCUCCGACGCCGUUUUCAUUCCCCGCUGCGCGAGAUAUCAUGGAGCAGCUCGUGUCAUCAGCUAGCGCCUGUUCAUCUCCAACGCCUGCUUUACCACCCAGUCCACCAUCUAUGACACAUCAACCUUCGUGUGCGCAAGCUGUUUCUUCUCCGGCAGUUCCUCUGGACAAUGACAUUAGUAGUUCAGGGGGAGCUGCUGCUAGUAUGCCCAUCACUACCAGAGCCGCGAGCGAUUCCGCUGGCGGAAAGUCACCGCGUCCCCGUGCGGCGUGGCGGGCAAAGCACCAGCGCUCGGCAUCACUGAGCAAGUACCGUACUAGACCGUUUCCGUGCCUGGCCGACCAGCCCGUAUCCUCCGCUCCAAGCAGCCCAACAUCUUCGCGUGCUUUCCCAAGACAUGCUCCGCCGAUUAAUAUUGCACGCUUGGAGCCCAUUGUGAAAACUCGUCCGCGGAGCGCUACACCAACAAUGGAAGGUGACUACUAGCUAGAAUCAUACAUAGUAUACUGCAAGAUGGAACUUGAUACAUCCUGCCAAACUGCCGCCGCAUCGUUUCUAGGUUAAAUUCUGUUGCCUGGAGUGUAUUACGCGUUGUCUUUCAAUCAGUGGUAGCACUGUGACUUUGAGCAGGUGAAGCUAUCUUCCAGUGUGCAUAUGUCGGAGUGCCUGUAUUUCCCCACUCCUUAUCAUCAACCAUGACAGCCUCAACUCUUGAGACCAUUGAGUCCAUGGCACUCUCAUCUAGUUUCUUCAGCACUCGACUGCAAUGUGCAAUACAACCCUGAACCUGUUACGUAACUUAGACUUGUAGAAUCACACAGUUAGCGCUGCUAUAUUCACCUACUCUUUCAGAUAUCUGUUCUAUUUUGAAGAUUUGUCCACCGCUGGCCACGCAGACAUACUUGUGACGAACCAAACCUUUACGACUGAUCUCUUUAUACCAAAAUUUCCCCGUUUAUUGACGCUAUCCUGCAUAGUACCGAAGUAUCUCCUAAGCACCCUUGUGUACCCACCAAUCACAACUCUAUGGCGUUGGCUUGACGUUGCAGUUCUCCACGCCAUCAUUUUUUCCUGGUUUAUGACGUGUUGUACACGACUAUCACACCGUUGAAAACGAGGCGCACAUUCGUCCUUCCUAUAUUUCACAAUACUCGUAUUUCACAAUCUCUUAGUCACUGCCAUCUAAAGCGGAAUCUGGCCUUCAGGCCUAGCUUCCAGUCGCUUCUUGCUGAUAGUGUAUACCGUGACUUGUAGUGAUUCAGUCUGUGUCUGCA
Molecule: messenger RNA, 2117 nt
Organism: Sycon ciliatum
Lineage: Eukaryota; Metazoa; Porifera; Calcarea; Leucosolenida; Sycettidae
Product: dual specificity testis-specific protein kinase 2-like
Biological process (GO): protein phosphorylation; actin cytoskeleton organization
Cellular component (GO): nucleus; cytoplasm
Molecular function (GO): protein serine/threonine kinase activity; ATP binding
Source: RefSeq, a predicted model, not a curated record